CAAUCCAACCCCCACCAUGCUGGCCUGAAGACUGAAGGAGGAGGAGGUGGCCCCUAAAAUGACUGAGAUUGAAUUUCCCACCAGCUCAAUGUGUUGGGGACUCAGAGAUGCUGGCAACACCUGCUACAUCCAGGAGUCCUGGGUUCGCCUCUGAAUACCCUACAGGUUAUCACGAGGGUGACAGUACUGUCUCACGUGUACAGAUGGCUGGAACGUGACUGUUACAUAAGGAAGCAGAAUGUGCCUACACACUCUUUGUCAUUGCCAUGUUUUGGCUUACAGAAGCUUUGCCUCUGUCAGUCACAGCUUUACUGCCUGGUUUAAUGUUUCCGUUGUUUGGGAUCAUGACUUCUAAGAAGGUGGCAUCUGCUUAUUUCAAAGAUUUUCAUCUACUGCUAAUUGGAGUCAUCUGUUUAGCAACAUCAAUAGAAAAAUGGAAUUUGCACAAAAGGAUUGCUCUGAGAAUGGUGAUGACGGUGGGUGUGAACCCAGCAUGGCUGACAUUGGGGUUCAUGAGCAGUACUGCCUUUUUAUCGAUGUGGCUUAGCAACACCUCCACAGCUGCCAUGGUGAUGCCCAUCGUGGAGGCCGUGGCACAGCAGAUCAUCAGCGCUGAGGCAGAGGUCGAGGCCACUCAGAUGACUCAUUUCAGUGGAUCAAUCAACCAUGGACUGGAAACUGAUGAAGGUGUUGAAACAAAUGAGAGGAAAGAGAAAACAAUACCAGUUCCAGGAUACAGUAAUGAUGCAGGAAAAAUUUCAAGCAAGACAGAGCUGGAAAAGAACUCAGGCACAGGAACCAAGUAUCGAACAGAGAGGGACCACAUGAUGUGUAAACUUAUGUGCUUGUGUAUUGCUUACUCUUCUACCAUUGGUGGACUGACAACCAUCACCGGCACUUCUACCAACUUGAUCUUCGCUGAGCAUUUCAAUAUGCGCUACCCUGACUGUCACUGCAUUAACUUUGGAUCAUGGUUUAUGCUUUCCUUCCCGGCUGCUAUUAUUAUUCUGUUAUUGUCCUGGAUCUGGCUUCAGUGGCUUUUCCUAGGAUUCAAUUUUAAGGAGAUGUUCACAUGUGGCAAGACCAAAACAGCCAAACAAAAAGCCUGUGCUGAGGUGAUUAAACAAGAAUACCAAAAACUUGGGCCAAUGAGGUAUCAGGAAAUUGUGACCUUGGUCCUCUUUGCUGUAAUGGCUCUGCUGUGGUUUAGCCGAGAUCCUGGGUUUAUCUCUGGUUGGUCUGCGCUUUUUCCCAAGUACCCCGGUUUUGCUACAGAUUCAACUGUUGCCUUACUUAUAGGAAUUCUAUUCUUUCUUAUCCCAGCUAAGAGAUUGACUAAAACUACACCUACAGGAGAAAUUGUUGCUUUUGAUUAUUCUCCACUGAUUACUUGGAAAGAAUUCCAGUCAUUCAUGCCCUGGGAUAUAGCCAUUCUUGUUGGUGGAGGGUUUGCCUUGGCAGAUGGCUGUGAGGAGUCAGGACUAUCUAAGUGGAUAGGAAAUAAAUUAUCUCCUCUAGGUUCAUUACCAGUAUGGCUAAUCAUUCUGAUAUCUUCUUUGCUCGUCACAUCUUUAACAGAGGUAGCCAGCAAUCCAGCUACCAUUACCCUCCUUCUCCCUAUAUUAUCUCCACUGGCUGAAGCCAUUCAAGUGAACCCUCUUUAUAUUUUGAUACCUUCUACUCUGUGUACUUCAUUUGCAUUCCUCCUACCAGUAGCAAAUCCGCCCAAUGCUAUUGUUUUUUCGUAUGGCCAUCUAAAAGUUAUUGACAUGGUUAAAGCUGGACUUGGCGUUAAUAUUGUGGGUGUUGCUGUGGUGAUGCUGGGCAUGUCCACGUGGAUUGGGGCUAUGUUUGACCUCUCUACUUACCCUUCUUGGGCUCCUCCAAUUAGUAAUGAGACCAUGCCAUGACAAGC
Messenger RNA from Callorhinus ursinus (northern fur seal), 1915 nucleotides. The record is from RefSeq and is a predicted model, not a curated record. Lineage: Eukaryota; Metazoa; Chordata; Mammalia; Carnivora; Otariidae.